This is a messenger RNA of Moesziomyces antarcticus, 2940 nucleotides long. RefSeq lists its product as uncharacterized. The record is from RefSeq and is a predicted model, not a curated record. Gene Ontology annotation, molecular function: protein tyrosine phosphatase activity; thiosulfate-cyanide sulfurtransferase activity. Bases 1 to 2940 code for a protein of 979 amino acids. The transcript has a single exon. Gene Ontology annotation, biological process: positive regulation of G2/MI transition of meiotic cell cycle; positive regulation of G2/M transition of mitotic cell cycle; G2/M transition of mitotic cell cycle. Lineage: Eukaryota; Fungi; Basidiomycota; Ustilaginomycetes; Ustilaginales; Ustilaginaceae. Gene Ontology annotation, cellular component: nucleus; cytoplasm.
AUGGCCGCUCUCCUCUCCUCGCCUCCGGCGCCGCAAUACAGGCACGACCCCUUCGAGCAGCCCAGCUCGCCAAAGUGCUACUCGCUCCACGAUGACCUCCCCGCCGACUUUGACAAGUCCUUUGGCUCCUCCAUGUCCAUCUCCGACUCGCUCGACGGACACUCCUCACAACCCCUCGCAGCAGCAGCAGCAGCAGCCGCCAUGCCUCCAACACCCUUCCUCUUUGGCAACUCUCUCGGCCUCCCAACCGCCUUUCACGCAAAGUCCCAUCAGCCCCAAUUCCUCGCACAACUCCACCACCAGCCCACCUCCCACAUCUCCCCGCGCCCCGCCAACUCCCUCGGCGCUGCCAUGGGCACCUCCCUCAACGCCCGCUCCCCCAACCUCGCCGCAAAAAUGAGCUCCCCCAAGGACAUGGACAUCUCCCCCGCCCCCGUCGCUCCCCUCGCCCACGUCGGCCCUUCCCCAUCCGAAGCACUGCCCCACCUCUUGGACAACAUCCACGUCGGAAGGCCAUCCACCGCAGCUGCCGCCAAUCUCCACCACGACCGUCUCCACCCCGUCCUCGGCGGCUCCACUCGUCCGCGCCCCCUCGCGGCAGAGCGCAAGUCAUCGCUCCAGCUCGCCCACUCCAUGUCCUCCCGUCUCUUUGGCGCAGAGAUCGCCCUCAACUCCAACCGCAUCUUUGCCAGAGACCACCAACUCCUCAGCAGCCCAGACAAGGAGCCUCCGCCCAAGCGCAGGCCCAACUCGCUCCCCACAAGGCAAUCCGAAGCAAACGAGCGCAUCUCCCAGCUCUCCGCAGCGCUCACCGCCAUCGCACCGCCCAGAACCAGGCCGGCACUCUCCGCCACCUUCGACGGUGCCUUUGGCGUCGCCUCCUCCUCACAGCCCACCUCCAGCUUUGCCCUCCGCAGCUGCUCCCCGGAUGCCGUCGCUUCUCUUAACAAGCGCAACAGCAAGCGCUCCUCGCGCGCAAGCUCCGCCGAGUCCUUCUUCGAAGAUGUAGAGAAUGAGCUCGGCGCACAGUCCACGGCGGGCGAGACUCAGACGACUGACGCCCACUGGCAGCACCGCGCAUUGCUCGACCACGACCACGACGACGCCGCCGACGAAGACGAUGCCAACCCCUCGCCCUCCCCAUCCAUGACCUCCAUAGCCGGCAACAUGGCCGGCACCAUGGCCGGCUACUUCUUCGACCCCAUGUCGCCCGAGAAGCUUGGAAGCAGGCUCGGCAUGCCUCCCGUCGAUGGGCCUAACCUGCUCGCCGCCAUGUCCAGCACGGCCAACUCGCCGAGCGUCUCGUCUCCUCCCGCCUCGUCCCCGUGCACCAGGAUGCCGCCACCCAAGAGGACCACCUCGCUCGGCACUCGCGCCUUUGCACGCGCAAAAACCAUGGCUGCCGUCCCCAGAGUCGCCAGCGCUUCCUCCUCGGCAUCCGGCUCCGGCUACGGCUCCGCCUCCACCUCCACCGCAGCCGCCGGUGCUGCUUCGCGCACCAUGCUCGGCAAGCGCGCCAAUCCGUACGUCAAGCGUCCCUCGCUGACCAACGCCACGGCUACCGUCAAGAGUGCCUACCCCGUGCUCGGCGUCGCCGGACAGACCAACCGCGUCGUGCGACCCACGGCUCCCGCGCCGCGUCGCUGCUUCUCGGCAUUUGACCACCGUUCUGCGCUCGCGGCCGGCGCGCCGCCCUCCAAGCUGGCUGCCCCUGCCAUCGACUCGCCUGCCUCGCCCGAUCGACGCCGCACCCAGCUCUCCAGCCACGCCGAAAUGUCCGACGCCAACGGCUCGCCCAUCGCCCCCGCCAUGCGCGCACGCACACGCCCCAACUUCCUGCGCCGCGGCAGCAAGGACGACAGCUCGCCGCUCGCCUACGGCACGGGCAUCAAGCGCAGCGGCUCGCGCGGCAACGACAUGGUCGACGACCUCGCGCUCGCCGACCCGGCCUACACAAGCUCGCCCGCCAGCGCAGAGAGCCUGCCCGGCUUUGGCGCGUCCGAGAAGGAGGGCAAAGUGCUGCCCUGCUUCAACGUCAAGGAGGACGGUCUCAUGCGCAUCACGCCGCAGACCAUGACCGACCUGCUGGCGGGCAAGUACACCAACGCGAUCCAGAGCUUCCAGGUGGUCGACUGCCGCUUCGGCUACGAGUACGAGGGCGGCCACAUCCCCGGUGCCAUCAACCUCAGCACCGUCGACCGCGUCGUUGGCCACUUUCUGACACCGGGCCAAGGCAGGCAUGCGGGUGGCAUCCAGCUUCCGCCGCGUUCGCAGAGUGGGCGGGCGGACAGCUACGGCAACCGCCGGAAACACGUGAUUGUAUUCCACUGCGAGUUUAGCUGCAAGCGUGCGCCGUCGAUGGCGCUUGCGCUGCGUCAAGCGGACCGCGGUUUGGCACACGACUAUCCCAACUGCCAUUUCCCCGAGAUCUACAUCUUGCAGGGGGGAUACUGUGGCUUCUUCCGCGAGUAUGCGCAGCUGUGUGAGCCGCAGCAGUACAUCUGUAUGGAUGAUCCGCGCUUCGUCGCGCGUCGCUCUAGCGAGCUGAAUGGAUUUCGCAAGCAGUUCUCACGCCAUCGCAGCUUUACCUAUGGCGAGGGCAGGAGGCAGAUCAGUCAGUCGUAUCAGGGACGUCAGACGAUCAAGGAGGAGGAUGCUUCGUUGAUGGACGAAUCGCCGUGUUCGGGGGUGGCCAAGAUGAUGCCGAGGGAGGCGUCGUCUUCGUCCGUAGUGGUUAGGGAGGCAAACGAGCAAGCGGGUGAUGCUAGUUUUGGCAGUGUGGGAGACUCGAGCUUCGAGGAUGGUAUUGGCGAUAGCCCCUGUGCGGCGGCAGGGUCGAGGAAGCCUGUCACCAUGCUCCUCCAGCCCAGAGUGGGUUCGCUUGGCAGACGACCGCUCCUGCGCGCCGGCACCACGGGCAACAUCCUGCCGCGUUUCUAG